GUUCGGUGUGACCCCCGCCGUGUCGGGCUUGAGCUGCGCGACGUACACGUUGGUGAGCCCCGUCUCGGCCCCGAUGUCGGAGAAGCUCUUCCCGGACUUGGCCUUGGCCUCCAUCAGCUUCUGCACCGCCGCCGCCCUCGCGCCGCUGUCCUCCAUGGCCGCUCGCGUCGCCUGAGAUGUGCAGGAGUGGGAGUGGGAGUGCAGAGGACGAAGAAGAGAGCUGUGAGUGAACUGGCCCCGGUUGCGCCGGCUUAUAUGGCCGCGCCGGAUACGCCAUGGGGCAUCGGGUGGCGGGCGCACCAGCACCACGGCGGCUAUGCGACGGGGAAAUUGUCGGCAGUGCCAGUGAGUGGCGGCACGCGGCGGCUAUGCGACGGGGAAAUUGUCGGCAGUGCCAGUGAGUGGCGGCACGCGGCGGCUAUGCGACGGGGAAAGCACACGGCGGGGGUCCUGGUACAGUUCACCGGCACGCGGCGGCUAAGCGAUGGGAUGUUUUGGUACUGGGCCGGGGAAUAAGUGUUUAUUGGGUCAGCCCAGCUGAGUUCUAUACGGGCCGAUUUGGUUCUCUUUGGGCCUUUAUCUUGCCCCGCCAUUCUCUCGUCCGGACUGGAAACUCAAGACAUUCCUCUCCGCGGCGCUCUCCGUUCCUCUCUGGCCCCUCCAGCCUCCUCGGCCACCUGCCCCCCCCUCGCCGCCGAUCAGCAGCGCAUUAGCUUGGGAUCUCGAUUUGAUCAUCCUCCGGGUGAGCCCAUACCUUCGCGUUACUCCCCUCCGAGUCGUUUCCGGCGGCACCGCACGCCAUGCGCGCCAUGUGUUCGCGCAAUUGCCUGGCCGAGCUGCUCCGGCGCCUUGGCCAGGUCCAGCCGCGCUGCCCCUCCCAGCUAUCUCCCGCGCGCUCCAUGACGCGCGGCCGGAGCGUGAACGAGCGGAGCAAGAAGAAGCGCGUGAACGACCUCGAGGUGGUGAUCGAGCGCUGCAAGGUGGUCUCCAAGGUGCUCGCCGUGGUGGACGCGCUCAAGGUGGAGGAGGAGCACGUCACCCCUCUCAAGCGCCUCGAGAUCCUGCGCCCGCAGCUCGGGCUCGCCAAGCCGCACAAGGUCGCCCACUUCGUGCACAGCUCGCCGCAGCUCUUCGAGGUCUGCCGCGACAGCCGCGGCGUCAUGUGGGCCGGCCUCUCGCCGCAGGCUGAGGCGCUCGUCGAGGAGGAGGCACGCCUGCUGGAGGAGCACUCCCCCACUGCUGCAGAGUACGUGACGAGGCUGCUCAUGAUGUCGGUGCAACGGCGCCUGCCUGUUGACAAGAUCGCACAUUUCCGGCGUGACAUGGGGCUUCCUCAUGAUUUUCGGACACGGUGGGUGCACAUGUUCCCUGAGCUGUUUAGGUUGAUCACACUGGAGGAUGGCGACUACUUGCAACUUGUUUCCUGGAACACAAACUGGGCGGUCACUGAGCAUGAGAAGAAUAUGGCAGCAUUGGCCGGUAACACCGAUGCCAAUUCCAAUGCUAGUACACCAGGCGAGCUCUCACUUCCAUUCCAGAUGAAGUUCCCACCAGAUUUUAAAAGUUACUACAAAUUUAGAGGAAAAGCUCAUCACUACGUGAAAACCGGCAAUACCGAGCAGUUUCAGAAGACAACCUACCUGUCCCCUUAUGCAGAGGCAAAAGGUUUGACCCCUGGAUCUCACGAGUUUGACAAGAGGGCAGUUGCGGUGAUGCAUGAGAUACUGAGCUUCACAUUGGAGAAGAGGCUGGUAACCGACCACCUCACGCAUUUCCGUCGUGAGUUUGUUAUGCCACAGAAGUUGAUGAGGUUGCUACUGAAGCAUUAUGGUAUUUUUUAUGUGUCUGAGAGGGGGAAGAGACUGAGUGUGUUCUUGACAGAAGCAUAUGAUGGGACCGAGUUGAUUAAAAAGGCCCCGUUGGUAAGGUGGAGAGAGAAGGUUCUUCGACUUACUGGUUACAGAGGAAAAAACAAGAAUAUUGGAAAAGUUCAUGAGUCGUCUGAUUCUGAGGAUUAUUUGCUCGGUGAGAGCUCAUCAGUAUGUAGUGGUAGCAGCAGUGACGACGACGAUGCUGCUAAUAUAUUGCAUGUCGAAAGUGAAGAUUCAGAUGAUUUCCUGGAUGUUGGCACUCUUACAGAUGAUGGUGAGAUGGAUGAUGGUGACAUGGAUGAUGCCGGGAUGGGUUUCUUUUAGUGAGAAAUAUGUUGAGAUGGUUUUAGGAGAUGUAAGUGAUUAUGCAGAGUCAGUGAAAUCGAGUUAGUAGCCUACUAGACUAACAUAAUGAACACUUCUGUUUUCCCGUUUCCUGAACAUGAAGCUCAUAAGCGAGCAGGAAGGUUUCAUCUGUGAGCUGGUUUAGAGAUUUCUUGGCUGAUGUUGAUGAUAUUGUGGUCAACGAUCCAAACAUGGCUGGAUCCUCAUCAAUGCUGCAGGAUCUAAUAACAUCUACCCCCUGUCUUGAGCAACUAUGGUGAUGAUGUUGUUUACCUGAUGUCCAAGGUGAACUUUGAAUACCAGAAAGCAUGGAUGAUUGGCAUUGAUAUGGAAACAAAGACCUUGCUUUCCACCGAUAGAUUCCUCUAUUCCAGUCCUGCCUACCGUGCAUGUUCACUCUCUGGAGCUGGACAAAACUUCAAGUAAUUCUAUUGGGACUUAUUCUUUACCAUGUCAGUGCUCGUAGGAGUGCCUGCUCUUACUCUUUAGUUGACCAGUUGUUUUUGUUCAGCUUAUGUAUCUGUAUUGACGUAUUUGGACUGGAAUAUUUUGUUCAGCACCUUUUGUGGUCGCUCAUCUACUAGCGCUGGAACCUGAGUAGGAACCAUGUGUUUUAAUGCACAUUUACAUGUAUGAUAGUUUCAUCUCAACCAGACUUGUCAUAACAGACGUAAGGUUAGCCAUAUGUAUUGCUCUGCAGACUGCCUGCAGCGAGUGGUAAUUCCAUGCUGAUUAGUGUA
Hordeum vulgare subsp. vulgare (domesticated barley) is the source of this 2956-nucleotide messenger RNA. Its product is annotated as protein WHAT'S THIS FACTOR 1 homolog, chloroplastic. Gene Ontology annotation, molecular function: RNA binding. The record is from RefSeq and is a predicted model, not a curated record. The coding region runs from base 801 to 2195 and encodes 464 amino acids. The transcript has a single exon. Lineage: Eukaryota; Viridiplantae; Streptophyta; Magnoliopsida; Poales; Poaceae.